AUGGAACCUCAACAGGGGUACUCUGCAAGUUCUCCACAACAACUGGUUCCUCCAUUCUCCUCAACAAUCUCCCGCCAUUCUUCACAACUACCUCCCGCCAUUCUUCACAACUACCUCCCGCCAUUUUCCACAGCUGCUCUUCACAAUGAUUCAACAGCCGCCCAAACUCGCUCGCUCGUGCUAGGAUUUAUUGGCAGGCUUUGGGUCUCUUCCUCGUCGGAUUCCUGUGUCGGGUCGCUAUCGCCCUUUAUCAGCCCCUGUUGUGUGUAUUACCGUCCUGUUGGUUAG
Laccaria bicolor S238N-H82 is the source of this 288-nucleotide messenger RNA. RefSeq lists its product as uncharacterized. The transcript has a single exon. The coding region runs from base 1 to 288 and encodes 95 amino acids. The record is from RefSeq and is a predicted model, not a curated record. Lineage: Eukaryota; Fungi; Basidiomycota; Agaricomycetes; Agaricales; Hydnangiaceae.